AUUUUCAUUCGAAUAUUUUUAAAAGAGCUACAGAAAUUAUAGAGGUGCAAUUGUUUGUAAUCUUGUUAAAAGUUUCAUAAGUCAAAUCGUCAGUACUAACCUCCAUCUUUAGAUGAUAUCUACCUUCGAAACUCAUUGCCCAAUAGUAUGCCAUUCGGUUGCGCACCUCCAUUUCGAAUUUCAUCAGUUUCGACAGUAAAACUGAGAAACAAUGGAGCUGCCACAUCUGGGAGAGCAUUGUUCGGAGAAAACGUGCAAUCGGUUGGAUUUUUUACCACUGAAGUGUGAUGCGUGCGAAUCAAUAUUUUGUACGGACCACAUAUCUUAUAAGGGUCAUUCCUGUCCAAGUGCUUACAAAAAAGAUGUUCAAGUGCCAGUGUGUCCGAUGUGCAAUGUCCCGAUACCUUUUAAGAGAGGUGAGCCACCUGAUUUGGCUGUGGGAAUGCACAUAGACAAUGAUUGUCAAGCAGAUUCGUCUAAAGACCGCAGAAAAGUCUUCACCAAUAGGUGUUCUGCUAAAGGCUGUAAAAUCAAGGAAAUUGUGCGUGUUGAUUGUGGGGAAUGCGGUAGAAAUUUCUGUCUCAGGCACAGGCAUCCUACGGAUCACAGUUGUAUAGGAAAAGCUGAAGCAACGAGGCUCAAAAGACUCGAAGCUCUCAACAAACAACCACAAUCUGGAAAUUCCUCCAAAAAUAAUACCACCAACCCUGCAAGAUCUUUCCGCAAUCUUCAAGGAGGAAUGAGCGAAGAUGAAGCACUCGCCAGAGCACUUCAGGCUUCUAUGCAGGAUGAAGAAAACAACCGCAGAAGACAAAUGCAGACUGUCUCUUCUGGGAGCAGUAGAGAUAAUUGCCAACUAUCUUAAUCCAAUUGGAAUGGUUACGAUUAGCUCGAUAAGACGGAACAAGACUUCCUAUAAGAAUUUCACAUAAUCUGCAACGAGUUGAUAAAAAUGGCUCUUGCGUCUUGCUCGAACACAAAAAAUGCAACAAGAAUCCUGAAUGAACGAUUAUUGAAACUAUUUUUGAGGAAGACCAAAAUAAUGACUGCGUCCAUUGAGUUUCCAGCUUCUUUUUUGAAGCAGGCUUCAAACUCACAACUCGUAUGGGAUUUCUUAAUUACGGCUCUUUUAUCAUAUAAAAAAACAUUUUAAACCUUUCAAAUCUACAGCACGGUACUGAAAAUCAAAAGAAUGGAAAUUACUAAUGGCUACCCGUAAUUUUGGCGAUAUUCUUCGAAACAUGCCACAUUGGGCUUUUAACCAGUUUUUUAUAUCACCGAGACACCAUUUUUAAUAUCCCUUUCUCGUCUUCAAAAAAUCUUUAAAGAAUAUCUCUUUUUUCACUCCAUAUCUUUGAUAAAGCAUACCGAUAUUUCAAUCGUCGAGAUACUACACGCACGUCAAUAACACAAUCACUACGAUUUGUGAGCACUCAAAUAACGAGCGCUGCGACUUCUUCAGGAAUAUUAAAAGACGUCCUUUAUGCGUGGAUUUGAGUAGAUGCUAAGUCACAUAUCAUCUUUUGAUACUCGAAAAAACGAACAAGAAAAAUCUGCGUUUACAGGCGUAUUGUAUUGAAAAAAAAUAUAUUUUUAAAUAUGCCAGGGCACGAAAACAAUCUUUCCACACACGCGUUCGUCAACUUUCGCUUGAACGUAUUUUUUUUCAAUUUCACGAACAAUUAAAUAACAUUCCUUCAUCGACUAGAUUUUCUUCGAAUCGACAAUGAUUAAUAAGCUUUUUCGAAAAUUCUACCUCUAUGAACAGUGAUAUGUAAAAUCAAAUAUUUCAAUAAUCUUAGAAAAACAACAAUCCUAGAAAAAGUUUAUACAAAAAAGCAUCGACUUUGAUCGAUCGGUAAUGACGCUAAAUUUUCAGCAAUAAUGUGAUAAAUGGCAAUGAAAAUAAAAAUAGAAAAAUGCACGAGAAAACAAUCAUUCACUUUCGAAUGAUGUUAGUUAUAUCUCGCCCACGUUCAGAAAUACCGUUGGAAAAAUAUUCAAUGAUUAUAAACAAGAAUAUUAGUGCCUGCUUGAUACAUUGUCAUUCAAUUUUACAAAAACACUAAGCAAAAAACACUCGCGCUGGAAGUACAAAAGAUUUUUGCCAAUUGACUGCCCGUAACAUUCCUUAGCGCGAAAGACAUACAAUAAAACAAGAUCAUAGCUAAGAAUAAUAACGGGAUGAAAUAUGCGAAGAAUUUAGAUUGAAGUAUAUUCAAAUUAUUAUAUUGUUGAUUUAAUAAAUAUUUAUUAAUAGCA
Molecule: messenger RNA, 2262 nt
Organism: Venturia canescens
Lineage: Eukaryota; Metazoa; Arthropoda; Insecta; Hymenoptera; Ichneumonidae
Product: AN1-type zinc finger protein 2A-like
Exons: 2
Coding region: 212-865 (217 amino acids)
Biological process (GO): proteasome-mediated ubiquitin-dependent protein catabolic process; protein targeting to ER
Cellular component (GO): cytoplasm; endoplasmic reticulum
Molecular function (GO): zinc ion binding
Source: RefSeq, a predicted model, not a curated record